UUUUAUGAUCCAAAUAUGAAUACUAAUGUUCAGCAGACAAUUUUAUUAUUCAUAUUGGCUUAUUUAAUCAUUUUAGUUUUUCUUCUCAAAGCAAGCAACAAGGAUUUAUUUCCAAAUCAAUCAGCUGAGCUUCAUCCAACAACUGGUCUUAUUUAUGAAUUUGAAAAUUUUCAAAAUGAUCUAUUUGAAACGGUAAAAAAUGUCUGUCUAAGUUUUGAUGAGUUAAUUAUAUUCAGUGAAACAUUCAUUUAUCCACCAAUUGAUUUUUCUACAAUUUCUGAUUGUUCUUUAAAAUUAAUCGAAUUGGAAAAAUCUUUAAGUGAUAGUUAUGAUCGAAAAAAUCUUUACAGUAUCAUACAAAACGAUUAUUUGUUCAUCUUACCUGAUUCCACUAGAAUCGUUCCAAAUAAUUUAUUGUCGAUCGAUGUUCUGGUAUCCAAGAUAAAUCUAAUCAAAGCUGAUGUUUUGUUACUACCGUUUUCAAAAGAAAGCAUAACCUAUUGUGACCAUUUCAACUUUGAUAUACGUCGUUGGACAUUGAAUUUUGUCGAUAAUGGAACAAACUGUCUUUACAGAAAUGUGAAUGAUGGAUUUGCUGUAUUUUUACCAAAAAGGAUAUUUUUCAAAUUAUCUCAUCCUUUGCUUCGCCCAUUUGUGGAAUCAUUUUUGAUACAAUCACAAGUAUUAAAUUUGAAGAUUUCCAUCCUUGAAUCGCCUUUAUUUUUGGAGUAUGGAUCGAAAAUAUUCUCAGAUCAUCACACAAAAGCUAAACAUGAUCAUUUGGAAGAGCAACGUCACAAAAUAAUGUAUGCCAAAUUAGGUAUUAAGAAGAUUGUUAAUAAAGAUAAUUCGAUCGAAUGGUAUGGCUGUGAUCGAAAUCGACCAAGAUGUUUUGGUUCGAUUAUGAACGACAUUCCAGAAUAUUUGAUCCAAAAUCGUUGGCUUCCACCUUGUUGUCGACGUAAUCUAGAAAUAACUGGACGUUAUGUUUUCAAUUUGUUAGAGAAAUUCCAUAUUCGUUAUUGGCUUGAAGGUGGAUCGUUGCUUGGUGCAGCUCGUAAUGGCCAGAUUAUUGAUUGGGAUUAUGAUAUUGAUAUCGGCAUCUAUCAGGAAGAUAUGUACAAAUUAUCCAUUCUUCAAGUUUUAUUCGAAAAAGCACCUGGUUUUCGUAUUGAAGAUGGACAAGGUUUUGUUUGGGAAAAAGCUUUGGAAGGAAAUUUCAUUAAAAUUCAUUACAGUUUAAUCAAUAGGAUACAUGUUGAUAUUUUUCCAUUCGUUUCUUCAAACGGUACAAUGACAAAGGAUACUUGGUUCGAAAAUCAUCCACAAGAUAUGCCUUUUCCCGAACACUUUUUACAACCUUUGGAACAGAUAUCAUUUAUUGGUAUCAACGUAAGCGCUCCGAAUAAUGUUCGACAAUUUUUAGAAAUGAAAUUCGGAUCGAAUGCCAUCGAACAGCCUCGAUAUCCGAAUAAUAAAAAGACAGACUAUGAAUAAGAAUUUUAUCAUUUUAUUUA
Molecule: messenger RNA, 1517 nt
Organism: Dermatophagoides pteronyssinus (European house dust mite)
Lineage: Eukaryota; Metazoa; Arthropoda; Arachnida; Sarcoptiformes; Pyroglyphidae
Product: ribitol 5-phosphate transferase FKRP
Biological process (GO): protein O-linked glycosylation via mannose
Cellular component (GO): Golgi apparatus
Source: RefSeq, a predicted model, not a curated record